Messenger RNA from Acaulospora colombiana, 1182 nucleotides. The record is from the annotation of a GenBank genome assembly. NCBI's taxonomy places the organism in Eukaryota, Fungi, Glomeromycota, Glomeromycetes, Diversisporales, Acaulosporaceae.
AUGUCGUCUAUGAAUCCUUUCUUAGUUAAAUUAUUCAUCAGGUUUUUCUGGUCGCGACAAGUAGUACCCACGGAACAAAAAAUAUUCACCAAUAGUUCUCUGCUGAAUGAUAAAGUUUUGGAAAGAUUGGAGAAAUUGAGCGUCCGUCACGCCACUUUGUCUCAGGAAUUAAAUAUCCAAGAUGUUGAUCCAGAUCUUCUCUCUCGGAAUUCCAAAGAAUUAUCGGACCUUGAAACCAUAGUUGCCCCAUAUCAAAAAUUCAAGAAAGCUCAAGGUGAGCUCGAGGAGAUAAACGUGAUUGUUAGGGAUGGCGCAGAUGAAGAUCUCAGAAAACUUGCACAAGAGGAACACAUUGAAAUAAUAGGAAGGAUAAAAGAUUUAGAGCAAUCUAUCGUGACGUCUCUACUUCCCAAAGACACCGCUGACGAAGGAAAUGCCAUACUUGAGGUUCGCGCUGGUACUGGUGGUGAGGAAGCCGGUUUGUUUGCCGCCGACAUGUUGAACAUGUACGAGCGCUACGCUCUUCUGCGUCAGUGGAAAUUUGAGAGGUUGACUGUGUUGGAGGAUUCCAUGGGUGCCAUAAAGGAAGCGACGGCUUCCAUAUCCGGACAAGGAGUCUUUGGAAACAUGAGGUAUGAAUCUGGCACUCAUCGCGUUCAAAGGGUUCCUGCUACGGAAAGAGCGGGUCGCGUUCACACCAGCACAGUCACCGUCGCGAUUUUACCUCAACCCACCGAGACGGAUAUUAAUUUUCGUGAAGCAGACCUUAGAAUUGACUGCUAUCGAUCUAGCGGUAAAGGUGGUCAACACGUGAACACCACAUCUAGUGCCGUCCGUAUAACGCACAUUCCAACCGGAUGCGUAGUCGCGAUACAAGACGAGCGAUCCCAACCAAAAAACAAAGCGAAGGCCCUCCAAAUUCUAAAGGCGAGAUUAUUUGACAUGGAACGUGCAAAGAAUCAUCAAGAAAGGAGCAAAAUGCGUCGACAACAGGUGGGAACCGGUGACCGAUCGGAAAAGAUUAGAACCUACAAUUACUCUCAGAACCGUGUCACCGAUCAUCGGAUCAAUUUAACGUUGCAUGAACUGGAAAACGUGUUGAACGGAGAAUCCCUCCAAACGAUCAUAGACGGCCUGCGAAUAUUCCAUCAAUCUGAGGCCUUGCAGAAUGAGGAAUCAUGA